UCCGAACCUUCUCGGAGUUUCCCUCAGGCUAACCACAGCUCAGCUGAGCGCUUCCUGCUGCUGGGUUUCACAGACUGGCCCUCGCUGGAACCCGUCCUCUUCGCACUGGUCCUACUCUGCUACCUACUAACGCUGUCCGGCAACGCGGCAUUGGUGCUGCUGGCCAUUCGCGACCCGCGCCUGCACACACCCAUGUACUACUUCCUUUGCCACUUGGCCUUGGUGGAUGUGGGCUUCACCACCAGUGUGGUGCCGCCGCUGCUGGUCAGCCUGUGCGGCCCGGUGCUGCAGCUACCGCGCGGCGGGUGCAUGGCGCAGCUGUGCGCAUCUCUGGCCCUGGGCUCUGCCGAGUGCGUGCUGCUGGCCGUUAUGGCGCUGGAUCGCGCUGCUGCCGUGUGCCGCCCGCUGCGCUACACCGCCCUCGCCUCACCGCGCUUGUGCCGCGCUCUGGCCAGCGCCUCCUGGCUCGGUGGCCUGGCCAACUCCGCAGCGCAGACCGCCCUGCUGGCCGCGCGCCCGCUCUGUGCGGCCCGCCGUCUGGACCACUUCAUCUGCGAACUGCCCGCGCUGCUGCAGCUAGCCUGCCGUGGCGGCCGCAGCGCCACCGAGCGCCAGAUGUUCGCCGCGCGGGUGUUCAUCCUGUUGGUGCCUUCUGCGGUCAUCCUGGCCUCCUACACCGCCGUGGGCCGCGCGGUCUGGGGUAUGCGCUCCCGCGCUGGCCGGCGGAAAGCAGCGAGCACAUGUGGCUCUCACUUGACCGCCGUCUGCCUAUUCUACGGUUCGGCCACCUACACCUACCUGCAACCUACACAUAGUUACAACCAGGGCCGCGGCAAGUUCGUCUCGCUCUUCUACACGGUAGUCACACCCGCGCUAAAUCCCCUCAUCUACACACUGCGCAACAAAGAAGUGAAGGGGGCGGCUCUGAGGUUCUUGGGAAGUCUGGGGAGGCUGCAGGUCCGGCACUGA
This is a messenger RNA of Alexandromys fortis (reed vole), 969 nucleotides long. Its product is annotated as putative olfactory receptor 2I1. Lineage: Eukaryota; Metazoa; Chordata; Mammalia; Rodentia; Cricetidae. Gene Ontology annotation, molecular function: olfactory receptor activity; G protein-coupled receptor activity. Gene Ontology annotation, cellular component: plasma membrane. The record is from RefSeq and is a predicted model, not a curated record. Gene Ontology annotation, biological process: G protein-coupled receptor signaling pathway; detection of chemical stimulus involved in sensory perception of smell.